AAGAAGAUAAACGUAAAUAAUUGUAUAAAAUUAUUAAAAUAUUGAAACGCUAAGACAGAAUGAAGCAACUGAAUUAAUUAACAAUUAAAAAAGGGCAAGCUGGAUUUGAAAAUAAAAAAAAAUUAAACAGGAAUAAUUUAACUAAAGAGACCAAAACUUCAUUCCUAACUCAUUAAAACUUACUAAUUGGGAAGUAUCCUUACCAUCACCAACAACUCCAUAACUAACCAAAGGGGAAAAAUAUGUUAAUUAAAUUAUGCAGUCUGGUACAGGCAUUCCUAUUGGUUAUCACAACAUGUCAGUCACAUUAUCUCAACCAAUGGGCUGUCAACAUUGAAGGUGGGGAGGGCGUGGCCAGGGAGGUAGCCAAAGAUCACGGAUUUGUUUAUCUAGGAGAGAUAAUGCCUGAUUAUUACAAGUUUCAACAUCCAAGAAUCAUGAAGAGGUCUUUAGAGGCUAAUGAUUAUCAUCAUUCAUCCCUAAUGAGUAAUGAAAAGGUUCUGUGGGCUGAACAGCAAAUAGUUAAAAAAAGAAAAAAGAGAGAUAUCUCCAAUAUGAGAGCAUUCAACGAUCCCUACUGGCCUAAUAUGUGGUACCUGUACAUCGUCUUCCUGACAGCCCGAUCUGCCAAUCUGAUUGCAGAUGAUUGGGUGGUCAAUGGCGUGGGUAGGAAAGUGAGUCACCAUUACGGUUACGGAUUGAUGGAUGGUACAGCCAUGGUUGAGGUGGCACGCAAUUGGACGCCCCUGUCUGAACACCACAGAUGCGCCACCCAAUCAUCUUCUCAGCUUGUCAACCUAACAAUACCAUCUGGGCAAUCGGAAUCUUCGGUCAUCAUCAGCAACGGAUGUCAGGGCACGGAUGACGCCGUACAGUACCUGGAACACGUUGAGUGCAUCGUCACUCUUAGAGCCAACAAGAGGGGAGAGGUCCAACUUUUUCUCGUGUCUCCAUCCGGCACUAAAUCGCAGUUACUCCCAAAGCGGGAGGCGGACUCGUCCCACGAGGGCUUCAGGAACUGGUCCUUCAUGACGACCCACAACUGGGCCGAGAACCCGAACGGAAGUUGGACACUCAUCGUCACCAACAAAGAGACCAGCUCAAACCUAAGGGAGUGGAGUCUCGUCUUGUACGGCGUUGACAGGGAGCCAGAGAUCUACAAACGCUACCUGCCAAGUAGCACAGCGGCCAAACUGGAAGUGGUUGUGAACGCAAAAGCAGACGACAACAAAAAUUCAAACGAUGCCGGAAGCAGGUUCCAAGAUGGUGUGAAGCAGUUUGUCGGCCAAAAUUCCGGCGCUAACAAUCUCACGAAUAUCAAAUCCAUUGAAACUAAAGCUACAUCGACGAACAAAACAUGUGCCAAGGACCUCUACCUUCUGAAGGACGCGUGUCUCUCGCAAUGUCCUCAAGGGUAUUUUCCAUCUGAAAAUGAUCAUAAAUGCUUGCCUUGCAGUUGGGAGUGCAAAAUCUGCCGGAACGCAGAUGGAUGCACGGUCAGUAUGGAAGCAAGUGACCAAACAAAAUGGAAGUCAGCAACUUUUGUGGUCAUCGUCCUACUGGCCAUCAUCCUCUCAGCCUCCUUGAUUCUGCUCUUCGUAUUCAUAACACGUAGACGUAAGAAUUUGAGUUCCUUGCAGGACUCGCUUUUCAGCGGCGAGAAUGACAAAAAUAACCACAAUCGUCUGAUCUUCCAUGGCGAUCCUCUUAAAAAUUCAGAAAUUCACGUUUCCAGCUUGGAAUGCUCCGAUAGAAAUUCUGCAAGAGCCCCGCUGUUAAACAACGAAGAAUCGUGCAGUGAUGACGAGAUAGACCUUCUCACUGCUAAUGAUAUCAACCGUAACUAUCAGCGCUUCGAUAGUAAUAACAUUCAGUCAAAUACGUUUUCAUUACCAUGAAUGAUGUCUUGACAUUUAGCAUCUGGUAUCUUGAUCUUGAUGUAUUGAAAUGAUGAUAUAUUGAUGUUAAAUUUUAGUUCCGAAACGUAAAAAGUUAUAUUUUGUCACUUUACAUAACGUUUAGAAAUUCUUCUUUCGAUUGAGUUACCAGUUCUUCAUUGUUAUUUAUUAUUCAAAUUUAAUUGAAUUUAACUUAAA
Molecule: messenger RNA, 2096 nt
Organism: Helobdella robusta
Lineage: Eukaryota; Metazoa; Annelida; Clitellata; Rhynchobdellida; Glossiphoniidae
Exons: 11
Coding region: 243-1898 (551 amino acids)
Biological process (GO): peptide hormone processing
Cellular component (GO): trans-Golgi network; Golgi membrane
Molecular function (GO): serine-type endopeptidase activity
Source: RefSeq, a predicted model, not a curated record